Molecule: messenger RNA, 1557 nt
Organism: Fopius arisanus
Lineage: Eukaryota; Metazoa; Arthropoda; Insecta; Hymenoptera; Braconidae
Exons: 4
Coding region: 25-1404 (459 amino acids)
Biological process (GO): detection of chemical stimulus involved in sensory perception of smell; sensory perception of smell
Cellular component (GO): plasma membrane
Molecular function (GO): odorant binding; olfactory receptor activity
Source: RefSeq, a predicted model, not a curated record
UUGGACAAAUGAUGUUGGACUUUGAUGUAUCGGUUAUUGCAUAUUUUAUGUCCUCAUAAUGUGCAUGAUAUCAACGAUGUGAUAUUUAUAAUUCUGAAUAUGACCGGUGAAAACUCAAAUUCUCUCCAGUCUUUUAUCAUUUGUCGAGAUAGUUCUAAGGGAUUGAGACGUGAGUCCCCCAAGGAUCAAAAAAUGUCUUGGUUUUAUCAACUAUGGAACCGACAAUUCGAGAAUUAUUCUGGUGAUGAUAAUUACACAUGGGAAAUUGGUUUCACUCGUUUUGUGUUUACCAUCGCUGGCUUCUGGCCAGGAUCUAAAAAAAUAAAUCUCAUAACAUUUCCGAUAUCUUUAACGAUAAUAUUCAUUUUUCUCAUUCUACCGCAAAUUCUUGAAGUACCUGACAUUAACAACGAGAGAGAAUUAUUUAUCUCUCUGAGUUUUAUUUUCUACAGGGCGUAUUCAAUCGGCUGUAUGUUGUGUUUACGUUUUAAAAUCGACAUUUUUAAAUCUAUAUUGGAGGAUUUUCGUCAGCAUUGGAACACCAGAAAUCACACCGAAGAUAGAAAAAUCAUGCAUCAUUACGCUAAACUAUCGAAGAUAAUAUCAAUAAUCACAUCGGUUACAAUAGGGAUUAUCGCCUAUAACAAGCUGUUAUCACCACUGGCUCAGGAUAUUAUCAAAGGGAAGAAAUUAAAAAUGAUACCAGGACAUUCAUCGUAUCCGUUUCCCCUGUCUGAUCCAUUGGUCUUCGCUGCUUGCUACCUCGCAGAGUUCAUCGUCAUCACUGGAUUUUCGAUGAUAACAAUAGGAAUGGACAAUUGCUUUGCAGUCUUGAUUUUCCAUGCUUGUGGACAAUUGAAAAUCCUUGGAAAUAAAAUCAAAAGGUACCAGGGAAAAGUUCGUCAUCCAGGGAGGAAUGAUGCACCGGGGGAUUGCAAUUGUUUAAAGUGCAUUGUUGAUUUUCAUGUGAAGACCUGUGAACUGGUGAAGAAAAUUAAUAAUUUUUACAAUUCAGUGGCAUUUUUGAAACUGUGGGUGUCAGUUUCUUACUUCUGCUUCAUCGGAUUCAAUAUUUCCAAGGCUGUGGAGAGUAAAAACUACACUGGACUAUUUUCCAAUGCACUCAAUAUGAUUUUCAUGAUGGUAGCAUUAUUCUUGUACUGUCAAUUGGGUGGAAUGUGUCAAGAGAUAAAUAAUGGCAUCAGUGACAUUGCAUUCAAUUCUGAAUGGAUGCAAAACCCUAGAAAUUCUCGAGACAUCAUUCUUAUCAUUCGACAGGCGAAUAUCCCAUUGAAAAUUACGGCUGCUAAUUUUUUUGUACUCUCCCGAAGUUUUUUCAAGGAGUAUAUUGUGACGUCAAUGUCUUAUUUAUCAGUGCUGAUAACAGUGAGGACAAGUAAAUGAGCAGCAGUUGCGAGGAGGACUGACAUUUUUUGCUGGAAUUCAGGAAUCCAUCCGCUACUUUAAUAUGAUAAAAUUAAGUAAUCCGGUGGGACUAAGAAAUGAGGAUAAUUCCUUGAGUUCUGAUUGUAGAAAAUUACUGGGAGAAUAAUUAAU